AAUUAUUUUGCUUUGCAAAUGGCGGUCUCAUCGCUGUCAUUUCAUUUUACUUUACAUGUGAAACUGGAAAUAAAUUUUACGUGUUUGAAGAUAUAAUGCCGUAAAUCGGCAUGUUAUUUGAUAGGACUGAUUCCUAAAACAGAUUUAUUUGUGAAAUAUAAGAAACAAGGCGCGCAGCCAUGUCGCUGCCGCCGUACUUGCUGGGGCCCAACCCCUGGGCCACUAUGAUGGCGCAGCAGCAGCUAGCUGCGGCUCAACAGGCAGCAUUGCAAGCUCAUGCCGCCGCCGCUGCAGCUGCGCCUCCGGUGCCGCCCGCGCAGCCACCAAAACCACAUCAUAUUUCUGAAGAAAAGAUCAAAGAAAAAGCUCAAAAAUGGCUGCAAAUACAGUCGAAACGCUUCUCAGAAAAGCGAAAGUUUGGCUUUGUGGAUGCUCAGAAAGAAGACAUGCCUCCAGAGCACAUCAGGAAGAUCAUAAGAGACCAUGGUGACAUGACGAGUCGCAAGUACCGUCAUGACAAACGUGUUUACCUUGGAGCCUUGAAAUACAUGCCCCAUGCAGUCAUGAAGUUGCUUGAAAAUAUGCCAAUGCCAUGGGAGCAGAUUAGGGAUGUCAAAGUACUGUAUCACAUCACUGGAGCUAUCACAUUUGUCAAUGAGAUUCCCUGGGUAAUUGAACCAGUGUAUAUAGCUCAAUGGGGAACCAUGUGGAUUAUGAUGAGGAGAGAGAAACGAGACCGUAGGCACUUUAAGCGUAUGCGAUUUCCUCCAUUUGAUGAUGAGGAGCCCCCAUUAGACUACGCUGACAAUAUCUUAGAUGUCGAGCCUCUAGAGCCUAUUCAAAUAGAAUUGGACUCUGAAGAGGAUGGUGCAGUUGCUUCUUGGUUCUAUGAUCAUAAACCACUGCUAAAUACUAAACAUGUAAAUGGUUCAACAUAUAGACGAUGGAAUCUGACACUACCACAGAUGGCAACUCUGUAUCGGCUUGCCAAUCAACUGCUUACAGAUUUGGUGGAUGAUAAUUAUUUUUACCUCUUUGAUUCAAAAAGUUUUUUCACUGCCAAAGCUCUAAAUAUGGCAAUCCCUGGUGGACCUAAGUUUGAGCCGUUAGUAAAGGAUAAUUCAGCAGGUGAUGAAGAUUGGAAUGAAUUCAAUGACAUCAAUAAGAUUAUCAUUCGUCAGCCAAUCAGAACAGAGUACAGGAUUGCUUUUCCUUAUUUGUACAACAACCUUCCACAUUUUGUGCAGUUGUCCUGGUACCAUACCCCAAAUGUGGUGUACAUCAAAACUGAGGAUCCUGAUCUUCCAGCUUUUUAUUUCGACCCUCUUAUUAACCCGAUAUCUCACAGACACUCCGUGAAGUCCUUAGACCCUGUUCCGGACGAGGAAGAGUUUGUUCUUCCGGAGGAAAUAUCCCCAUUCCUGCAAGAGACGGCUCUGUACACAGAUAACACAGCAAAUGGAAUAUCUUUGCUUUGGGCACCUAGGCCAUUUAACACUAGAUCAGGUCGUACUCGCCGCGCUAUCGACGUGCCCCUGGUGAAGACCUGGUACAAGGAACACUGUCCUCCAGGGCAGCCAGUUAAAGUCAGGGUUUCGUACCAGAAACUGCUGAAGUAUUAUGUGCUGAAUGCACUUAAGCAUAGACCUCCUAAGCCUCAGAAGAAGAGGUACCUUUUCCGCUCUUUCAAGUCAACAAAAUUCUUCCAAACUACCACCCUGGACUGGGUAGAAGCAGGUUUACAAGUCUGUCGCCAAGGUUACAACAUGCUGAACCUGCUCAUCCAUAGGAAGAACUUGAAUUACCUACAUCUGGACUACAAUUUCAACUUGAAGCCUGUGAAAACACUCACUACCAAAGAAAGAAAGAAAUCUCGAUUUGGAAAUGCAUUCCACUUGUGUCGCGAGAUCCUCCGCCUGACGAAGCUGAUCGUGGACUCUCACGUGCAGUAUCGCCUGAACAACGUGGACUCGUUCCAGCUGGCCGACGGCUUGCAGUACAUCUUCGCUCACGUCGGCCAGCUCACCGGCAUGUACCGGUACAAGUACAAACUGAUGAGGCAGAUCAGGAUGUGCAAGGACUUGAAGCACCUCAUCUAUUAUAGAUUUAAUACCGGUCCGGUAUCGAAGGGCCCCGGGUGCGGUUUCUGGGCGCCGGGCUGGCGCGUGUGGCUGUUCUUCAUGCGCGGCAUCACGCCGCUGCUGGAGCGAUGGCUCGGCAAUUUACUGUCCAGGCAGUUUGAAGGACGACAUUCCAAAGGCGUGGCUAAAACGGUGACGAAGCAGCGCGUCGAAUCUCACUUCGACUUAGAGCUGCGUGCGUCUGUAAUGCACGACAUCGUGGACAUGAUGCCAGAAGGUAUCAAGCAGAACAAGGCUAGGACUAUACUGCAGCAUCUGUCAGAAGCUUGGCGGUGCUGGAAAGCUAAUAUACCAUGGAAGGUGCCUGGUUUGCCCACUCCAAUCGAGAACAUGAUCCUCCGAUACGUGAAGAUGAAGGCUGACUGGUGGACGAACACCGCUCACUACAACCGCGAGAGAAUCCGCCGCGGCGCCACUGUCGAUAAGACCGUGUGCAAGAAGAACUUGGGACGACUCACCAGACUAUACUUGAAAGCGGAACAGGAACGGCAGCAUAACUAUCUGAAGGAUGGUCCAUACAUAUCUCCUGAGGAAGCCGUAGCUAUUUACACUACCACCGUCCAUUGGUUGGAAUCACGGCGAUUCGCUCCAAUACCCUUCCCGCCUCUAUCAUACAAACACGACACGAAGCUACUGAUUUUAGCUCUAGAAAGGCUGAAAGAAGCAUACAGCGUCAAGUCUAGACUGAAUCAGAGUCAGCGAGAAGAACUGGGUUUGAUUGAACAGGCAUACGAUAAUCCUCACGAGGCGCUUUCAAGAAUCAAGCGUCAUUUGCUCACACAGAGGACUUUUAGAGAGGUCGGCAUAGAAUUUAUGGAUCUUUAUUCUCACCUUGUCCCUGUGUACGACGUGGAGCCGCUAGAGAAGAUAACAGACGCGUACCUCGACCAAUACUUGUGGUACGAAGCGGACAAACGUCGGCUACUGCCGCCGUGGGUCAAACCUGCCGAUACCGAGCCGUCGCCGCUACUCGUCUACAAAUGGUGUCAGGGUAUCAACAACCUACAAGACGUGUGGGAGGUCGGAGACGGCGAAUGUAACGUGCUGUUGGAGUCGCGUUUCGAGAAGCUGUACGAGAAGAUUGACUUGACGCUGCUCAACCGACUGCUGAGGCUGAUCGUCGAUCACAACAUAGCCGAUUACAUGACUGCUAAGAACAACGUCGUUAUUAAUUACAAGGACAUGAACCACACGAAUUCCUACGGAAUAAUCCGCGGUCUACAAUUUGCUUCCUUCAUCGUGCAAUACUACGGUCUAGUGCUAGAUUUGCUAGUGCUUGGUCUACAGCGUGCCAGCGAGAUGGCGGGUCCACCGCAGUUGCCAAACGACUUUCUCUCCUAUCAGGACCGCCAGACAGAGACCGCUCAUCCUAUAAGGCUGUACUGUCGUUAUGUGGACAGGAUUCAUAUAUUCUUCAGGUUCACCGCUGAGGAAGCCAGGGACCUUAUCCAACGUUACCUGACUGAACAUCCGGACCCGAACAACGAGAACAUAGUGGGCUACAACAACAAGAAGUGCUGGCCCAGAGACGCCCGCAUGAGGCUCAUGAAACACGACGUCAACCUUGGACGCGCAGUCUUCUGGGACAUCAAGAAUCGUCUGCCUCGUUCGGUGACCACCAUACAAUGGGAAAACAGUUUCGUGUCUGUAUAUUCCAAGGACAAUCCAAAUCUACUAUUCAACAUGGCCGGCUUUGAAUGCAGGAUUUUACCCAAAUGCCGGAGCCAAAACGAGGAGCUAUCACAUCGCGACGGCGUCUGGAACCUUCAGAACGAAGUGACCAAAGAAAGAACUGCUCAAUGUUACCUCCGAGUGGACGACGAAUCUCUCGCGCGAUUCCACAACAGAGUGCGACAGAUUCUUAUGGCGUCUGGUUCGACCACUUUCACUAAGAUCGUCAAUAAGUGGAAUACAGCGCUCAUUGGUCUAAUGACGUACUUCCGCGAAGCAGUGGUCAAUACCCAAGAACUCCUAGACCUGCUGGUGAAGUGUGAAAACAAAAUUCAGACCCGUAUCAAGAUCGGUCUGAACUCUAAAAUGCCUUCCCGUUUCCCGCCCGUGGUGUUCUACACGCCCAAAGAGCUGGGUGGGCUCGGCAUGUUGUCUAUGGGUCAUGUUUUGAUACCACAGUCUGAUCUCCGCUGGUCGAAGCAAACAGACGUGGGCAUCACUCACUUCCGCUCCGGUAUGUCUCACGAUGAAGACCAGCUGAUCCCCAACUUGUACCGCUACAUUCAGCCUUGGGAGGCCGAGUUCGUGGACUCGCAGCGAGUGUGGGCUGAGUAUGCGCUGAAGAGACAAGAAGCUAAUGCACAGAACAGGCGUCUAACGCUGGAAGAUUUGGAAGACUCCUGGGACAGAGGCAUACCGAGAAUCAACACACUUUUCCAGAAGGACAGACACACCCUCGCUUAUGAUAAGGGGUGGCGUAUACGUACAGAGUUCAAACAAUAUCAGGUUCUCAAACAAAAUCCGUUCUGGUGGACGCAUCAGCGCCACGAUGGCAAGCUGUGGAACCUUAACAACUACCGCACGGACAUGAUCCAAGCUUUGGGAGGCGUGGAGGGAAUCCUGGAACACACGCUCUUCAAGGGCACGUAUUUCCCCACUUGGGAGGGUCUCUUCUGGGAAAAGGCAUCAGGCUUCGAAGAGUCGAUGAAGUACAAGAAGUUAACCAAUGCCCAGCGGUCUGGUUUGAAUCAGAUUCCGAACCGACGGUUCACACUGUGGUGGUCGCCCACUAUCAACAGGGCUAAUGUGUACGUCGGUUUCCAGGUACAAUUGGACCUGACUGGAAUAUUCAUGCACGGGAAGAUCCCUACUCUAAAAAUCUCCCUGAUUCAAAUCUUCAGGGCUCACUUGUGGCAGAAGGUGCACGAAUCUAUCGUCAUGGACUUGUGUCAAGUAUUCGAUCAAGAGCUGGACGCAUUAGAGAUUGAAACAGUACAAAAGGAGACUAUUCACCCGCGUAAAUCCUACAAGAUGAACUCGUCUUGUGCCGACAUCUUGCUGUUCUCGGCUUACAAGUGGAACGUGUCUCGGCCGUCGCUCCUGGCUGAUACCAAGGACACAAUGGACAACACGACAACACAGAAAUACUGGCUAGACAUCCAGCUUCGUUGGGGCGACUACGAUUCCCACGACGUGGAGAGAUACGCCCGCGCGAAGUUCCUGGAUUACACUACGGAUAACAUGUCCAUAUACCCCUCACCCACUGGACUGCUCAUAGCGAUUGACUUGGCUUAUAAUUUGCACAGUGCAUACGGCAAUUGGUUCCCCGGCUGCAAGCCGCUCAUCCAACAAGCUAUGGCCAAAAUCAUGAAGGCUAACCCUGCCUUGUAUGUACUGCGAGAGAGAAUACGCAAAGCUCUCCAACUAUACUCGUCUGAGCCCACGGAGCCUUAUCUGUCCAGUCAGAAUUAUGGAGAACUGUUCUCCAACCAAAUCAUUUGGUUCGUGGACGAUACAAACGUGUAUCGCGUGACCAUCCACAAGACAUUCGAAGGCAACUUGACGACGAAGCCGAUCAACGGCGCAAUCUUUAUUUUCAACCCGCGCACCGGACAACUCUUCCUCAAGAUCAUUCACACCAGCGUGUGGGCGGGACAGAAGCGUCUUGGACAGCUCGCUAAAUGGAAGACAGCCGAAGAAGUCGCCGCGUUGAUUCGCUCAUUGCCGGUGGAGGAGCAGCCCAAACAAAUCAUCGUCACCAGAAAAGGAAUGUUGGAUCCACUCGAGGUGCACUUGCUAGAUUUCCCGAACAUCGUGAUCAAAGGCUCGGAGCUACAGCUGCCGUUCCAGGCGUGCCUCAAAGUGGAGAAGUUCGGGGACCUCAUUCUCAAGGCUACCGAACCACAGAUGGUGCUGUUCAACUUGUACGACGACUGGUUAAAGACUAUUUCAUCCUACACUGCCUUCAGUCGUCUUAUUUUGAUCCUGCGAGCGCUCCAUGUGAACACUGAACGAACAAAAGUCCUACUUAAGCCGGAUAAGACCACUUUGACCGAGCCGCAUCAUAUUUGGCCGACGUUAUCUGAUGAUGACUGGAUAAAGGUGGAAGUGCAGCUCAAGGAUCUCAUUUUGGCAGAUUAUGGCAAGAAGAACAAUGUAAACGUUGCUUCUCUUACGCAAUCUGAAAUCCGUGAUAUCAUCCUCGGUAUGGAGAUAUCCGCUCCUUCAGCUCAGAGACAGCAGAUUGCCGAGAUUGAGAAGCAGAGCAAGGAACAGAGUCAACUCACAGCGACCACCACGAGGACCGUGAACAAGCACGGAGACGAAAUCAUCACCUCCACUACUAGCAACUAUGAAUCGCAGACUUUCAGUUCAAAGACGGAAUGGCGAGUGCGAGCGAUCUCCGCCACGAAUCUGCACCUGCGCACGAACCACAUUUACGUGAGUUCGGACGACAUCAAGGAGAGCGGCUACACCUACAUCCUGCCGAAGAACUUGCUCAAGAAAUUCGUCACCAUUUCCGAUUUGAGAGCGCAGAUCGCGUGCUACCUCUACGGCACAUCGCCGCCUGACAACCCGAUGGUGCGUGAAGUACAAUGCGCGGUGGUUCCCCCGCAGUGGGGCACACACCAACAAGUGCACCUCCCGCGGCAGCUGCCCAAACAUCCCGCAUUACAGCAUCUGCAGCCGCUGGGGUGGAUGCAUACCCAGCCUAAUGAGCUGCCACAGCUCUCGCCCCAGGACAUAACAACACACGCCAAAAUUAUGUCCGAGAAUUCAAGCUGGGAUGGUGAAAAGACAAUCAUCAUCACAUGCUCAUUCACGCCUGGUUCCUGUUCGCUCACAGCAUACAAACUGACCCCUAGUGGAUAUGAAUGGGGAUCAAGGAACACAGACAGGGGUAACAACCCUAAAGGAUACUUGCCCAGCCAUUAUGAAAGAGUUCAGAUGCUGCUGUCGGAUAGAUUCUUGGGCUACUUCAUGGUUCCGUCUCAGGGAAGCUGGAAUUAUAACUUCAUGGGUGUGCGCCACGACCCUAACAUGAAGUACGGCGUGCAGCUCGGCAAUCCCCGCGAGUUCUACCACGAAGUGCACCGCCCCGCGCAUUUCAUGAACUUCGCGGCGAUGGAGGACGCCACUGCGCCCACGCUGGCCGCAGAUAGGGAAGACUUGUUCGCGUAGUAACGUAGUGUAAGAAUACAAGUGUUUAAU
This is a messenger RNA of Amyelois transitella, 7304 nucleotides long. It is a transcript of the gene Prp8, whose product is annotated as pre-mRNA-processing-splicing factor 8. Gene Ontology annotation, molecular function: U6 snRNA binding; U2 snRNA binding; pre-mRNA intronic binding. Gene Ontology annotation, cellular component: U5 snRNP; catalytic step 2 spliceosome. The record is from RefSeq and is a predicted model, not a curated record. Gene Ontology annotation, biological process: mRNA splicing, via spliceosome; spliceosomal tri-snRNP complex assembly. The transcript is spliced from 35 exons. Bases 180 to 7274 code for a protein of 2364 amino acids. Lineage: Eukaryota; Metazoa; Arthropoda; Insecta; Lepidoptera; Pyralidae.